Molecule: messenger RNA, 6843 nt
Organism: Alternaria burnsii
Lineage: Eukaryota; Fungi; Ascomycota; Dothideomycetes; Pleosporales; Pleosporaceae
Product: chromodomain helicase
Exons: 9
Coding region: 1-6843 (2280 amino acids)
Biological process (GO): regulation of transcription by RNA polymerase II; nucleosome organization
Cellular component (GO): nucleus; chromatin
Molecular function (GO): ATP-dependent chromatin remodeler activity; ATP hydrolysis activity; ATP binding
Source: RefSeq, a predicted model, not a curated record
AUGAUGCCCUCUUCACCGGGCCAUGUCGCCUCGGUACCAUACACAAACGGUCAUUUGUCGCCUCUCGCAGCCCAUACGGCGACCGCCGAUAGCUCUUCCCACCACAGCGACAGCGAGCAGUCCGACUCACAAGAGGCCGCCGCAGUUGACCAAGCCUCCGAUGUCGACGCGCCAGGAGAGGAAUACGACGAAGACGACGAAGUGGCUGCUGCUUCAGACUCGUCCGACGAUGUCGAUGCCGAGGGCGAGCCAGACGGCGAUUACGACUCUGAGUCACCGCCGUCUGCGCAGGAAGAGAGCGACCGCGCCCGGAGUUCAUCACAAGAGUCAACUCGACCGCGCAAGCGCAAGGCAAGCGACGAGAAGGAAGACUAUAUAGAACAGAACCCGGAGCUCUAUGGCCUGCGUCGCAGCGGUCGUGCUCGCCCUAGUCGUCGCAUCAUGGAUAGUGAUGACGAAGAUGAUGAAGACUACAGCUCUGAUCAGCCCCGCAAGCGACAGAGGACAGCCUCGCGCAAGACCUCAAACGUACCCACGCCAGUCUACCGCUCAGCCAACUCCGACUCCGAGUCGGAUGGUUACGUGGGUGCUCGUCGCAAUAUCCCAACCAAGAAGCAACGCCAACGUCAGCAAGCCGUUGCUGCAGGCCGCGAGCCUCCAUCUCAAGCCGAGGUCCGCUUCUCUGUACGCCGCAGUGCACAGGUUGCGAACUACAACGAGGAGGAAGACGAGGACGAGUUCGUGGAGGAUGAUGACGAUAUGACACCCAACUACUGGGCGACCGCGCCAGAGGAUACUGGCCCCGUCAUUGACAAGAUCCUUGACCAUCGACCAAAGGAUGGAUUAGAAAUGGAUCCUUCCUUUGACAAGCGCGACUUCGAAUACUUGGUCAAAUGGCAAGACAAGGCACACUACCACUCCACAUGGGAAGACUACAAGACGGCUGCAUCAUACAAGGGCUACCGCAAAUUGGACAAUUACUACAAGGGCCCUGUUCAGAACGACAUGUAUGUCUACAGCCGCAAGAAUGCCGACCCAGAAGAAUACGAGCAACACAUGGUCGCACGCGAAGCUGAGCGCGAGAGCCAGCUCGACUUCCACGUCGUAGAGCGUGUCAUUGACUCACGAGACGGCGAGGAUGAGCUCGAAUACUUUGUCAAGUGGAAGGGAUUGACAUACGAGUUCUGUACAUGGGAACCUGCGUCGCUGGUCAGCCGCUUGUCGCAGUCCGAGAUCGAUCGAUUUCUUGACCGCUCGUCGAACCGACCCUCCUCCGACGCCCGCGAGGCGAAUCCGAAUACUCGCAGGAAGUUUGUCAAGUUGGACACGCAACCUGACUACAUCAAGUAUGGUCAACUCAGGUCCUUCCAACUUCAAGGUGUCAACUUCCUUGCGCACAACUGGUGUCGAGGCACAAACGUCAUCCUUGCCGAUGAGAUGGGUCUGGGAAAGACUGUGCAGACUGUGUCUUUCAUCAACUGGCUGCGGCAUGAUAGGAGGCAGGACGGCCCCAUGAUCUGCGUUGUGCCACUAUCGACUAUGCCUGCCUGGGCGGACACCUUCAACAACUGGACACCAGAUGUCAAUUAUGUCAUCUACACCGGUAGAGAAGAGGCCCGCAGCAUCAUUCGGGACAAAGAGCUGUUGGUUGACGGCAAUACUAAGAAGAUCAAGUUCAACGUACUGUUGACGACGUACGAGUACGUUCUUGCGGACUGGCAAUUCUUGCAGAGCAUCAGCUGGCAGUUCCUUGCCGUCGACGAGGCUCACCGAUUGAAGAACCGCGAGUCACAGCUGUACGAUAGGCUGCGACAGUUCAAGGCACCAUGUCGACUUCUCAUCACUGGUACUCCCAUCCAGAAUACGCUCGGUGAGCUGGCUGCCCUCAUGGACUUUCUUAUGCCAGGGAAGAUCUCCGUUGACGAGAACGUUGAUCUUGCUUCGGAAGAUGCCAGUCAAAAGCUUGCCGAACUCAGCUCAGCCAUUCAGCCUUAUAUGAUUCGCCGCACCAAGGAGAAGGUGGAGAACGACCUACCUCCUAAGUCUGAGAAGAUUCUUCGAGUUGAACUGUCUGACAUUCAGCUGGAAUACUACAAGAACAUCCUCACCCGCAACUACGAGGCUCUCAAUGAGGGUGGUGUGGGCCACAAGCAGUCUUUAUUGAACAUUGUCAUGGAGCUCAAGAAGGCUAGUAACCAUGCGCUGCUUUUCCCCAACGCCGAAAACAAGCUCGUCAAGCCUGGUGCGUCAAAAGAGGAGACCCUGAAGGCUCUCAUUACCUCCAGUGGUAAAAUGAUGCUGUUGGAUCGACUCCUCGGAAAGCUCAAGGCCGACGGUCACCGCGUGCUCAUUUUCAGUCAGAUGGUGCACAUGUUAGACAUCUUGACCGACUACCUCAAGCUGCGCAACUACCCCUUCCAACGUCUAGAUGGCACAGUCCCAGCGGCAGAGAGGAAGAUCGCUAUCGAUCACUUCAACUCUCCCGGCAGCGAGGACUACUGCUUCCUGCUAUCGACUAGGGCGGGUGGUCUCGGUAUCAAUUUGAUGACUGCUGAUACCGUUGUCAUCUUCGAUUCCGACUGGAACCCUCAGGCAGAUCUGCAAGCCAUGGCUCGAGCUCAUCGUAUCGGUCAACAGAAGCCUGUCAGUGUCUAUCGUCUUGUCUCGAAAGAUACCAUCGAAGAGGAGAUUCUGGAGCGCGCUCGCAACAAGCGCAUGCUUGAGUUCAUCACAAUUCAGCGUGGUGUGACCGAUCGUCAGCAAAAGGAGCUCAACGACAAGAUGAGUCGUGCUGCAGCGGAGCCCACUUCCGCCGACGACAUCAACAACAUUCUCAAGCGCCGUGGACAGAAGAUGUUCGAGCAAUCUGGCAAUCAGAAGAAGCUAGAGGAGCUCGACAUUGACUCAGUCUUGGAGAAUGCUGAAGAACACAAGACCGAGCAGGCUGCUGGUCUUACAUCUGAUGGCGGUGAAGAGUUCCUCAGGAACUUUGAGUACACUGAUGUCAAGAUCGAUCUCGAAUGGGACGAUAUCAUUCCAAAAGAAGAGUUGGAGGCAGUCAAGGCUGACAUCCAGCAGCGGAAAGAUGAAGAAGAGACUCAGAAGCUGCUUGAGGAGAAUGCUCCACGGAAGCGCAAAGCAGCCUCAGCAAGCGCACGAGAACAGCGAGCUGCAAAGAAGCGAGCACUGGAGGCUUCUCAAGUCGAUGCCGAUGAUGAUGAGCAAUCCGAGCAAGACGAUAGCGUCAAGCGUGACCCUAAGCGUCCUCUUAACACAAAGGAGGCUCGUAACCUUAUCGGCGCAUAUUGCCGGUAUGGUUCGCUCGACGAGCGUGGCGAGGAGAUGCUUCGCGCGGCAAGGCUUGUCGGUCGUGACAUGGGUGUCGUCAAAGCUACGCUCGAUGAGAUCAUUGCCAUGAGCACGCAGCUCGUUAAGGACGAGCAGACUAGGCUCAAGAACUUGGAGGCUGAGACCAAGCGCCCGAUUACGAAGAAGGACAAGAAAGCUGUUCUUUUUGACUUCGGUAACGUCAAGAAGGUCAACGCAGAGACCAUCCUGGAGCGCCCUAUCGAGAUGCGCGUCCUGAAGGAAGCGGUUGAGGCAACAUCGGAGUGGCGCAACUUCCGUGUACCGGACGCUAUCAAGCCUGCAAGCUACUCUUGUCCCUGGGGUGCACGUGAGGACGGUAUGCUUUGUAUCGGCAUCCAACGCCACGGCUACGGCGCGUGGAUCCCCAUUCGUGACGAUCCAGAUCUUGGGUUGACGGACAAGUUCUACCUCGAAGAGCACCGUGUCGACAAGAAGGAAGAGCGGACCAAGGCCGACGAGAAGAAUGCCAAGUCGCCUGGUGCUGUGCAUCUGGUUCGUCGCGCGAACUAUUUGCUUACUGUUCUCAAAGACAAGAGCACGUCGGACCCCAAUGUCAAGCGCUUGAUGGAAAACCAUCACCGCAACAACAAGAAGCAUCAGUUGAAUAUCGCGCGUCGGGCAGAUAAGGGUGUCUCUGCUAGUCCUGCUCCAGCUGGCCUAGCACGCAAGGUGCAAGGACGGGAUUCAGAGCGUCCUACGCAUCGCGCCCAUAGCGGUAGCGAGAUCCGUCGUCCUGACAGUCGGACUGAAGGUCGCCAUCACGAUCGGAGCCGGGAUGAUCGCCCUAGGCAUAGCGACCAAUACAGACCAUCUGAUGCCCACCGCAAGGAACAUCGCAACGACCGUGGCAGCAUUGAUCGUCGUGCGCAGACGUCUGAUCGCAAUGGUACGCCAGAAAACCGUAAGAAGUCGAACGGCGAUGUGGAUAGACAGCGACCACGCCUUUCUGAAGACCGUCCACGCUCUCAUAGUCAGAGCCAAGUACCCGACCGCAGUGUGGAGACGCCAAAGCCCAAGGAGAAGAAGCCGGAUGAUUUCCUUGAGCGGAAGCUUCGACCUGUGCGCGACAAUCUGGGCCGCCUUAAAAAGGCGACACCAAAGAACUACCCACAGAAGGAGACCAUGGUCAAGGUCCUUAAGAUUGAGUUGAUCGCUAUCGGCAACUUCAUCCGCGCAGAGACUCGGGAUAAUGUGGAGCUCGAGGAUCGUCUAUGGAACUACACUAUCAACCACCAUUGGCCUCGGCCUGGUGUCACUGUCGCGGCUGUCAAGGGCAUCCGCAAUGCGGGUUCUGGAUCCAUAGACGCGGAUAGUCGACGAAAGCUUGCGGGCAGGUUCCUCCAUAUUACUGACUUUCAUCCAGACCCAUUCUACAAGACAUAUUCCAGCACAGAAUCCGACGCAGCGUGCCAUCGCAGACAUGGACCCGCUGGUCUUUACGGCGCAGAAACUACCGGCUGCGACUCCCCCUUCGCGCUCGUCAACCAGACGUUCAAAUGGAUAGAAGACAACCUCAAAGACGACAUAGACUUCAUAAUAUGGACCGGCGACUCGGCGCGACACGACAAUGACGAGGACAUACCACGGACGCAAACGCAGGUCAUCGAGCAGAACGAGUACAUGGUCUCCAAAUUCGCCGAAGUCUUUGGACUGAGCGGCCAGGGCCAUGGCCCCAACAGCUUCGCGAUACCCAUAGUACCGACCUGGGGAAACAACGAUAUCAUGCCACACAACAUUUUCACACCCGGCCCAAACAGAUGGACCAUCAAGUAUCUCGACAUAUGGCGGGGCUUCAUACCUGAGGCGCAAAGGCAUCAGUUCCAGCAAGGAGGAUGGUUUUCAGUCGAGGUGAUUCCAGGAAAGCUGGCUGUUAUCAGCUUGAACACCAUAUACUUCUUCACCUCCAAUUCGGCUGUUGACGGCUGCGCAAAGAAACACGAACCCGGGUACGAACACAUGGAAUGGCUGCGCAUUCAGCUUCAAAUCCUGCGAGAUCGCGGCAUGAAGGCUAUACUCAUCGGCCAUGUACCACCCGCUCGAGUCGACAGCAAAGAAAGUUGGGACGAGACAUGCUGGCAAAAGUACGCACUCUUCGGGCGACAGUUCCGGGACGUCAUCGUAGGAAGCCUCUAUGGGCACAUGAAUAUCGAUCACUUCAUGCUGCAGGAUUUUGAACACAUCGAAAAGGAUACAGAAAAUGGAAAAAUGGGAGCAAUAAAAAACAGGCCUUCGCUGGCCAAAGACAUUAAUCUUCUUGAGAACGGAGAAGUAACAGUGGCAUCUGCGUCCGACUACCUACUUAAUCUACGGGAAGCUUGGGCUCAACUACCUGCGCCCCCAGCGAAGUCGAACAAGAAGUCGCGCUCGAAGAAUGUCGAUGAAGGGGAGGACGGAGAUUCGCUAUGGGCAUGGCUCGUGUCCAUGUUUGAGAAAUCCUCGAAAGAUCGGAAAGAAGAGAGAAAGAAGUACCUGGAGAAGAUUGGUGGGAGAUACGCUGAACGCUAUGCGGUAACACACGUCGCACCCAGCGUAGUACCGAACUACUUCCCCACCCUCCGCAUCAUCGAAUACAAUAUCACUGGCCUGGAACACCUCAACGUAGCCUCUAGCCCUAUCAGCCCACCAACGAUCGAUACACCCGUUGAGCAAUUGCCGAUCACCGCCACCAAUUUCGACGACGACGAAGAAUACUUACGAGACGUGGAGACUGCGCGAAAGAGGAAGCACAAAGGCAGGAAAGACAAGAAGAAGCAACGAAAGUACAAAUUCAAGGUUCCAGACGGUCCCUCGAAAUCCGCCCCGCCUGGCCCGGCAUACUCGCCGCAGACUCUAACAUGGACGCGACAUGUUCAAUAUUUUGCAAACCUCACGCACAUCAACAACGACUUUCUCGAGCCUCCGCCGGAGAUUGUCAAAACUGCCCCCGCCGAGACUUCGAUAAACGAAGAUUCUGCAAGUACGAUUUUUGGUUUUGCAGUCAGCCCGGAUGGCAAGCUGGAGAACAAGAAGUGGAACGAAGGCAAGCACAAGAAACACCAGGGCAAGCAACCUCGGCCAGAGCCACAUCCCAACGAAUUUGUAUUUGAGAUUGAAUACGACACGAAAAAGGACAGAGGGUUUGCCGAUCUCACAGUAAGGCGGUGGGUGGAGUAUGCCAGGAAGAUUGGAUCAUCUGCAUCGAAAAGUGCUCAAGUUGAAGAAGAGGAAGUAGGAGACAUGGCCGGAGAUGAAGAUUUUGAGACGGAUGAAGACGAAGACGAUGAGCUCAAUGCGACGAAAGGAAAGAAGCACAAGCAUAAGAAGGGGAAGAAAGGAAAGCAUCAUAAGAAACACAAGGCGUCAAGGGAAUGGUUCACUUUCGUUAAGCGAGCAUUUGUAGGCACCAUGGAUCCUCAAGAGAUCAAGCAAUUGUUCAACGCGGGAUCGUCAUCAUCAGAAGCAUCGGAAGAGGCGCAGGAGAUUAUGGAGUUGUAG